This is a messenger RNA of Suillus subalutaceus, 1660 nucleotides long. RefSeq lists its product as uncharacterized. The record is from RefSeq and is a predicted model, not a curated record. Gene Ontology annotation, molecular function: protein binding. NCBI's taxonomy places the organism in Eukaryota, Fungi, Basidiomycota, Agaricomycetes, Boletales, Suillaceae. Bases 117 to 1337 code for a protein of 406 amino acids. The transcript has 3 exons.
UACAACGCCGAAUACCAUGGAACGCGAAAAAGCGCAAGUAGUGUCACUCCAGCGACUCACCCCGACGAAGAUGGAGAUUAGCACUUCACAAUUAUUGCUAGCUUGAUCCGCACAACAUGCCAAUAUCGACACCUUGCUACAAAUACCCAGCUAGAUCAUUCCAUCUUCCCCAGCAGUAUCCAUCCAUCAUGACCUGGAACAACCUCCCAACUGAAUUGCAUCUAGCUGUUGCUCGUUUCCUCCCUCCUCAGGAUACUCGUGCUCUUUCACGUACCUCUCGAUCUUCAUAUAACCUUCUCGUACCUCAAAUAUUUUCCGAUGUCACAAUCUCAUCUCGUAGCGCUCUGCGAUCAUUCGCCACGCACGUACCAGCCAGAUACGGCACCCAUAUAAGGUGUCUUAGUAUUUGCACAAAACCUGCAGAGAGAGCACUCGUACAAGAAGUUGACUGUACAGAAGACCUUGCAACUAUCCUUGCCACUUGUUCCUACCUGCAGUCACUCUCGCUCUCGCUUGCCGCAUCACUUGAUGCAUCCACAAUCACACCUGUCUUUGCUACUCUUACAACGGUCCAAAAAUUCGAGAUUGGCUGUUGGGGUCAAGAAGAGACUACACCUGUGUCUGAGCGUAUCGCAGUAUCCCUUGCCGCAUCCUUACCAUCCCUCACUCAUCUCACCCUGUCCCGCGUCACUCGUUCAGCAUUGCAUGUAGACAAUUGCUCUCCCCCGGGCGUUCCGUUGGUACUCAAUGACCACGACGUCCCUUCGCACCCUAUCCUCGGGGAAGAGCUCUGCAUUCCUAGCCUCCUGAAACUUCCCACUCUCAAGUCACUUGAUCUGAGGGACGUAUGGAUCGAUUGCGAUGAAAACAUGUCUAUGCAAGGGAAACUUGCGCAGCUGGAGAGUAUAUCGCUCUCCGGAAGUAUGUACAGGGACGGUGAAGUGGAGAGCAAGGCCUGUUUGGCAUGGCUUCGGGCUUGCGGCCCUGUUUUACGGUCAUUCGAAACAGGAAUCCCUCUUGGUGAAUCCCAACCGUCCACUUGCCUCGGAAAGGAUCGGAUGGCCGCGGAGGAUGAAUCUAUCGCUUCCCCUCUACCUAUUCUCACAGACUUUCACGUGGAUGCAGAACGAGUCGCUUUGGAUGACCUUCUUCCCAUGCUCAAUAUCUUGACCGCUUUGUGUGCUGCUCAGGAUCCAUUCACACGGGAAUGCGCAUCUGACGAAUUCGAGGAUUGGCAAGAUACCAUCGAACAGCUCCUUACUUCAAACGAGUGGAAUUCUCUGAAGAGUGUGGAGUUGAAUUUUGGUCAAGGCGCUCAAAGACUCUGGAGCUUGUAGGCAGCGCAUUUUUUUGGCAUAGUCUGGAUCAUCUUAUUGGGUUUUUUGUCCUUUCCCCCUCGGACCCUUGUAACACCACUCUCCCCCUCGUACCGAAUGAGGCAUUUCAUUGUACACUUAUUGUUCACUUGCUAGAUGUACUGCCUCUUUAUACCAAAGAUACCAGCUCCGCCCAAGGGAGCAAAUAUUCACGGAUUUCCCAUCUUGAAAAAUCGUUAUGUCCAUAUAUGACCAACCUAUACCCUAUCUUUAGUUUGACCUUUUGUUCACUCCUGAAAUGACAUUAUGACUCUUGGAAUGUACGCCAUAUAUGCUGUUGUCCA